Molecule: messenger RNA, 1689 nt
Organism: Paramecium sonneborni
Lineage: Eukaryota; Ciliophora; Oligohymenophorea; Peniculida; Parameciidae
Source: the annotation of a GenBank genome assembly
AUGAGUUUAGAGAAUGCUAUUGUUUAAUGGUUAAACAAAUUUUAAUAAUUGAAUAUUUAGUCUUUUGAUAGUUUGGCUGAUGGUAAAUAUGAUUGUUUUAUAUAAGGUUGGACUUUUAGUUAAUUGUUGAAUUUAGUUGAUCCUACAUUCUUUUCUUUGGCAAGUGAAACAAGUUUAAAGAUUGAUAAGAUUGAUAAUAAUGUUUAAAAAGUUCAAGGUCAUUUGAUUGAAAUGCUUUAAAAAAUUUAAUAAUAUCGAACUAAUAUUUAAUGCAAACCACCAGAUUAUAUAGAGAUUGAUGUUUUAGAAAUCAUAGUGAAAUAAAAUAGGCAAUAAAUUUUGGCGUUAUUUGAAUUAAUUUUGAAAGUUAUCCUUUCCUCAAAUAUAAGAGGGAAAUUUAUUGAACCUAUUUUAUUAUUAGAAGAAAAAGAUUAAGAAACAUUAAUGCAUUUUCUAAAAAAUCAUUUAGAUGAAGUAAUAUAAAAAAUAUAAAAUCAAGUCAGAAAAUUAAAAUAAUGAAUGGCAAGAGGAAAAUUAUAUUCAAAGUUUAGUGCAAAAAAUGGAUGAAAUUGAAUAUUAAAACACAGAACUUAAAUAAUAAUUAAAUGAAUAAGAAGAAAAAAGAAAAGCCUUAAAAAGUGCUCUUGAUGAUGCAGUAGUCUUAUUAGAAAAUAAAGAUAUGGAAAUUAAGGCAUUGACAGAAUCAAAAUGCCAUUUAGAAAAAUGUAUAUAAUUUAUAAUUUUUUUUAAGGUUUGGAAGAAAAAAUGGACUUUUAAAAUGAGUAUAAGGAGAGUGAGAAAAUUCAUUAAAAGUGUUUAGAACAAGAACAUAAAUUGGCAUAAUAUGAAUUAAUAAUUGAAGAUUUAAGAAGAAAAGAAAUAUAAUUUAUUUAAUUAAAGGAAGAAUAUUAGCAAUACAAAUAUAAAUUAUAAGAAAAUGAAAAGUUAGAAUAAAGAAUUGAAAGUGUAAGAGAUAUAAAAUAUAUAUAGUUGCAAGAACGAAGAGAAUUAGACAAAGACGUUUAUUAAAAAGGAAAAGAGAGAUAUGAAAAGGAAAUAGCAAUAUUAAAGUAAAAUAUAAAAGAGUUAUUAUUAUAAUAAUCUGAGUUGAAGGAGUCUAAAUUAAAUUUAGAAUUGGAAUUACAAUAAAAAUAGGCAAGACUUACAAGAUCAUUAGAGCAAAUUAAAACUACAGAAAUAGAAUAUGGAUAGAAAAUUAGGGAGCUUUAAGAUUUGCUUGAAACUUUACAUUAAGCUGAAGAGGAAAUGCCUAAAAUUACUAAUACCACUAAUUAAUAAUUAUCAUAAGAGAUGAAAUUAUCAAUUAAUAUGAAAAAUGAAAAUUUUGAGAGAGAAUAUUACAUCAAAGAAAAUCAUAAAUUAGAAGAAAAAAUAAAAGAGCUACAAGCUUAAAUCAAUGAAAUGUAAAUGGUAGAAGAAAGUAAGGAUCAGAAAAGCAAAUUUGAAUCUUAGCUUUAAUAGUCUUAAUAGAUUUCAUUGUUAACGGAUAAAAUUAAAUAAUUUUAAGAACAUAACUAAUAAUUAAAAAAAUAGAAUGAAGAGUUGAAAAAGUAAACUUAAAAUAAAAAAUUCACAUAAAUUGAUAGUGAAAUAAGUGUGCUUUCUUUACUGUAGGAAGCUUUAGCCAAAAAGGUGAAAGAAUAUAAAUGUUAAGAAAACAUUAAAUGA